ACAAGUUAAGUACACGUACACCAGUGAUAUCUGAAUUUUGCGCGCCGUAUUUGGAAAACGAAUUUUGAAAACGGACGGCAGAAUUUUGGUUAUCAAGGAUGGUGGCCCCAAGUUGCCUACGUGAAGCUUUCCUCCAAGCUGCUGAAAACAACGAUCAGGAAGAAUUCAUUCAUUUCCUGCAACGACAUAAUGCAAAAGACGAUGACUUGACUGUUGAAGAGAUCCUACAGAGCUUCUCACGUAAGCAGUAUGAUCGUCUUUGGUCUGGUCUGAACCAGAUGUGUGCAUCUACACUCCUGAAUUCACCAUUUGAAACUGCAGAAGAUAGUGAAGAGGGGGCAGGGAACAAGGAGUCUUCCUUGGCAACCCAUGUCUGCCUCCAAGGCAUUGUUACUGUGGCCUCUAUUUGUCUGGCCAUGAACAAGCCAGUCAUUACACAGGCAAUGUUUGAGACAACUAUUUACCUUCAUGGUGUAUUAUUAGAUCUUCCUGACUCUGCCAGCAAGUUACAGCAUGGAAUAGCCAAGCUGUGUGAAAAGUGGUGGGUUAGUGAGCACAUGGGACGGGAAGAGCUUGUGGCCAACACCCUCAUGUACUUUAUAGUCAGGAGCCUGCAGUCAUCAGCAACCAUUGCUGAUAUCAAGAGUCUGGAUAGCCUACGCCAUGCCUUAAGCAAGAUUAACCUUGAUGUGGAGAGCAGUACUACACUGAAGGAUCUCUUGGAGCAGUGUAUGACCAAACCAAACUAUCUCAAGCAAGACAAGGGUCGUCGAUUCUUAAGCUUCCUGUUGACAUUGAAUCCAUCUUUCCUUGAGAGACUUCAUAAGGCUAUUAAGACUCAGUUACCAGUCUGUCCAAAGUCGGCUAUUGACUCUUACGGUGAGAUAUACUUCAAGGCUUGGAGGGUUUCCAGUGGACCUAUUCUCGAGAAACUAGAGAAACAUUGUAUCCAGGACUUGAUGUAUCAUGCUGUGCAUGCCUGUCGUGUGGGCUCCAGAUCAUUGGCUUCAACAUUGAGACAGCUCCUGAGUUACUUCAGCAAGCAGAAGCGCCAGCAGGGUGUGGAUAAGAUGCUUCUAACUCUCUAUGAACCCAUCAUAUGGAGAGCCGUCAAGGUUGCCAAUGCCAGUGUGCGUGCCAAUGCAGCAGCUCUACUGAUUGACGCCUUCCCUCUGCAAGACCCAGAAUCUAACAAGGAGGACUCCGAUGCACUCACACAAAAACAGUUUGACAUUUUCCAGGAUCUGCUGGAUGAUCCCUGCCCAGUAGUCCGUGUGACCGGUGUCCAUGGCAUAUGUCGUAUUGCCAGUGUGUUCUGGGAGCUGAUACCAGGCCACACCUUGGAAGCCUUCAUGACCAAGCUGAUCAGAAACAUGGCAUUUGACAUCAGUACAGCCGAUGUAAGGGCUGCCGUCUUCAAGGGUCUGACGAACCUCCUUGACAACCAUCUGAGUCAUCCAUUACUGAAGAACUUUCUACCCAUCUUGAAAGAUUUCAUCCAUGACAGUUCAGAAAAGGUCCGUGUGGCCUUUGUGGAUCUCUUGCUUAAGAUCAAAGGGCUGAGAACCAUCAAGUAUUGGAAUAUAACCCCUAUGGAGCAUCUUCUAGCUCAACUGGUGGAAGAUUCUGCCCCUGUGGCUCGUCGUCUGGUCGCUCUUCUCUUCAAUUCACUCCAGCCAGUGGAUAGGACUGGUGAGGUCCAAAUAGAACGCUGUAUUACCCUGAUCCAGACUAACCCGACUGCUAGCAGGGUGUUCUAUCAGUAUGCACAUAGGCAUAUGUCAGUAGCUACAGCAGGGAAAUUCUUGCUGCUUCUUGGCCAAUGUAUUCUGGGCUGUGUCCGUAAGGCUCAGUCUAAGAACGGACAAUCCCAAACAAACCCCACCCAGGGGGCGGGGCAAGAUGAAGGGGAGGAGGAGAAGGAGAACGUGGUUAGAGAUGAGGACAGCUUGAGUCUACAAGAUACUGACAUCAUGGAAGGAAUGUUGGAGAUCAUUGCUGUACUCUGGACAGGAAUUAAUGAUCAGCUGGCUAAGCCUGAGAAUCAAACCACUAAGAAGCAGCUUGUGUCUAGAUUCAGCAAAGCCCUGCCAGAAUUCCUGGCUGUCUUCCAGGAUGGUCGUGCUUUGUCGGCUGUGUUAGUCAUUGCUGGAUAUGUACCGUCGUCAUCUAUUCCAACAUUCAGUCGGAGCUGUUUGACAACACUGAAGGCCAUGACGCCCUCUGCCACCUCGUCUGACUUUGGACCCCUCCUGGAGUGUCUUGUGGCCUGGGGGCGGGGCUCUGAUGUACUAGAGCUCAUAUCUGAUUGGCUGGAGGCUGCACUCAGGACCAGUCCAAAAUCUAAGAAGGUAACUUCAAAAUCUAAGAAGAAAUCUCGGCAGGUCAGUUUCUGUGAUCCUAUUCAGCCACAGCCAAUUCUUGCAUUGAGCUACCUGGACUGGCUACUGUCACAAUUCCCAUGCCUAUCUGUCCUAUUGGCAUCCUGCUCCGAUAAGCUUCAAGAUCUCAGCUCAGUCCUCAAGACUACCCUGGUGUGUCUGGAGCAGCGUUUGAUGAGCCCUAAGCCCUUGAGUGACCUGGUUACUGAUGAGGUCUUGGUGACAUCCCUUCAGAUGUACUGCAGACUGCAAAUCCACCUGACAUCUGGUCAUUUGGUCAGUCAGUUGGACCAGAAUCUUACAACUCAGGAUGGAACCAUGAGUAGGGGUGCGACAUGGACUCUGACUGAGCUGAUUGCAUGGGCAGAUAGGGAGAUACUCACUAGGAUGCAAGGGGGACCAGACCCCAGGACAGAUCACCAGUCAGCUGAUGAGGAUUGCCCAGCAGCUAAAAGAACCGCAGUAGACACGGCAGAUAGGAAUCUGUUGGAUCUUGGAAUGGAAAUCUUGAAGGUUAUUCUCAGCAUGAGUAGUGAGACCAUCAUGCUUGGAAUCAGUGACAAGGAAUUCCAGACUGGAUUGGCUGACUUCUGUCAGCUGCUUCUCAAAACAGACUAUGGCUUUGAGUUACUUCCAGUGGUUACCAGACUUCUGUAUCAAAUGAGCCAGCAAGAUCUGAACCAUAGCCUGAUGGAUGACAGGGGGAGGACUGAUGAUGUAGCAUCCAGCCAUCUCCUUGGUUGUCUCAUCAAGACACUGGUAGACAGAACUAUGCAGGAUUCAGAUGGGACAAAGGAACAAGUACAAAAGACCCUGACUGCAAUGAAGCCAGCCAUGCGUGAAGUCUUACACUGCUGCCACAAACAACAGCAGCAGCAAGCAAUCCUUGGCAGCCCAAGACAUGACAUCAUGUCAUCCAUCAUGGCUGCUUCAGUUGCCGAGGUAACGCAUCACAUGCAAGGAGGUGGGCUGGACCGUUGCCGAGAUGUGACUGAAUUACCCACAGUAUCUGCCUUCUUGUUGGGUCUGAUAGCACGUACACAGUCCAGGCUGGGAUCCUUUGUGAGUGAGAUGGAACGGUUCACAUCAUCAGAUGCCGUAGGAAGCAUUGAGGAUCUGACAGCAGUUUUGCAUGUACUGUAUGCAAUCAGCCACGGAUCCAAGAAGGCUGCAGGAAUCCAGACAUGUUUAUCAGCUGUUGGUAACAAGCUAGAGGAACUACAAAGACUGAGGAAAGACAACACAGAACAUGAUGUGGCCGAUCCAAACACCGAUAAUUUUCUGUUUCAACAAGCGACUCAGAUGACCCAAGAUGUUCAGAUAGCCAUCGGGGGCCCAGCCUAGACAAAUAUCUCAUCACUUGCAUUUAAGCAAGUGUAGGUAGGCAUUAACAAAAUAAACAUAAUGCAUGAAAUCCAAACCAUUCCAUUUUUAGAUUUUUUUGAAACAAGAAACCUUUUAAUCUCUGGUUGUCAUAUGGCAUUCCAGUUGGCAAGACACUGUUUUUUUUACAAUGUAAUAUGAAUAAUGCUCAAGUUAGAAAUAUGGUUCUGGGUGCACAUUUAUUAGAGCAGCAUUUAAUCCUCAUAUACCAACACAGUUGAACAAAAUAUGCUGUAAAUCAACUAUAUUGAUUUUAAACAAGUACUUAAAAAUUGGGCUAUACCUUUUCCAUAAGCUUGGUCCUCCGACUGGUGAUAGGGUGCAUCCCAGUGUCACAUAAUUGUACACAGAUUUUACAAUGUUUCUUACCAUAAGAAUCAUUUAUGGUAUAAUAGCUUUUGAUUAACUUGCUGUAUUAACAUUUAAAACUUAAAUUUCCUUUGUAAAUUUCAAAUAUUUUCAAACAUUACGUUUGCAUGACUGUCUCAAAUAGAUACUUUUGACAAGCCUGGUACUGAAGAAAUAUAGCAGAUGGAUUGAGAAAUCAGGCUCUUGUAGUGAAAAUGUACCUUUCUUUUUGGAUCUGGUGGGGCUGAUCUUAUUUGAGGAACUGGCCUGAUUUAGAGGAGAAUAAGUUUUGUAAAUAGCUGCUCUUUGGAUUAAGUAAUUAAUGAUUGGAGUGGUCGUAAGAGUGGAAUAUCGCCACACAUUUAUUGGAUAACCUCAAUCAGCAGUCAGUAUUGAAUAGGAAAAUGGACAAAAUUCAUAGUUGACAUAUCCUGGCAAGUUGAGUACUUCAAAGCUCAUUGAUUUUUAUGGAAGUGUCACACUUAACUCAAUUUCAUUUGUUAAAUGAAAUUUAACACCUUUUAUAUGUAAACCCAAGAACUGGAUCACUCUUUCAGAUUGCUCAUCUUAAACUGUCAGUUUACAAGGUCUAAUUGUGUAUUUUUUGUUUAAAAUUCAAGCACCAUAUUGAAAAAAAGUAACAAAGUUGCAUAUGAGUUUCUAUGCAUUGGGAUAAGAUGUUUUGAUAUUUUGUAUUGGUGAUCAGCAUUCCAUGUAGUCUUUGCCCAAGACGUCAGUGCUUCAGAGCGAUAGUUGCAUAUUUGUGUAGCACCCUUGCAUAAUUGUUUUUUACUUUCUUGCACUUACGUCUUGGUCAUUUCGUAGCAAGGGGGCUGGGCCAUUUUAUGUCAAUAAAACUGUCUGUAUAAAUUCGAA
Molecule: messenger RNA, 4988 nt
Organism: Patiria miniata (bat star)
Lineage: Eukaryota; Metazoa; Echinodermata; Asteroidea; Valvatida; Asterinidae
Gene: ncapg2
Product: condensin-2 complex subunit G2-like
Exons: 27
Coding region: 99-3725 (1208 amino acids)
Biological process (GO): mitotic sister chromatid segregation
Cellular component (GO): nucleus; condensin complex
Source: RefSeq, a predicted model, not a curated record